Haliotis rufescens (red abalone) is the source of this 894-nucleotide messenger RNA. RefSeq lists its product as uncharacterized. Lineage: Eukaryota; Metazoa; Mollusca; Gastropoda; Lepetellida; Haliotidae. Gene Ontology annotation, molecular function: zinc ion binding; nucleic acid binding. The transcript is spliced from 2 exons. Bases 1 to 894 code for a protein of 297 amino acids. The record is from RefSeq and is a predicted model, not a curated record.
AUGCCAACCAAAGAGGAAGAAACAGGAAGCACAGGCAAACCAAAGUUGAAGAUACAGGAAGUACAUGUCAACCAAAGAGGAAGAUACAGGGAGCAAUUGUCAACCAAAGAGGAAGAUACUGGAAGUAAAUGUCAACUAAAGAGGAAGAUACAGGAAGCCCAGGCAAACCAAAGAGGUAGAUACAGGAAGUACAUGUCAACCAAAGAGGAAGAUACUGGAAGUAAAUGUCAACCAAAGAGGAAGAUACAGGAAGCCCAGGCAAACCAAAGAGGUAGAUACAGGAAGUACAUGUCAACCAAAGAGGAAGAUACUGGAAGUAAAUGUCAACCAAAGAGGAAGAUACAGGAAGCCCAGGCAAACCAAAGAGGUAGAUACAGGAAGUACAUGUCAACCAAAGAGGAGGAUACAGGAAGUACAUGUCAACCAAAGAGGAAGAUACAGGAAUUAAAGUUUGCCUUAGAAUUUAAGAAAUACGACUACGUGGAGCUUGUUGAGACGGAAAAAACUCGGAUCGAGCAGAGAAACAAACUUAUUAAGAUUGCCGAUACGUCGGAAGGUGGAUGGGAGACUGUAAAAAAUUAUGUUGCACGAGAUGUGGCGUCCGACUCCGAAGACGACAAGAAAAUUACAAGAGCAGAAAAUAAAGCUGUCAAGAAAAUCAAGUCCAAUAUGGGGCGUUCUGCAUGCAGUCCGUACUAUAGACCACGUGGUGGUCAUGCUCCUAGUGCUACUGUCUCUUCUGCAGAGCCAGCGGCAGUCCACAGCUUCUCCAUGUUCAAUCAGCCCUUUCGGAGGAACUCAUCAAGUGGAGCGUGCUUCUCAUGUGGGGGAUUUGGCCAUUUCAGACGUCAGUGUCCGAUGUCCGGAGAACAACAACCUGCUCAGACUACAUGA